Molecule: messenger RNA, 4827 nt
Organism: Menidia menidia (Atlantic silverside)
Lineage: Eukaryota; Metazoa; Chordata; Actinopteri; Atheriniformes; Atherinopsidae
Source: the annotation of a GenBank genome assembly
UUCCGUUCAAAUAUAUGGAUCAAUCUCUUUUUUUCCCUGUUUGUUCUGUUUUUGUUUUGUUGUUUUUUUCCGACUUUUAUGUAGAUAUGAAUAGGAACUUCAUAAAAGAUUUAGGAGAAAACAAAUCCAAACCACUCCAUUUCCUGCAGUGCAGUGUUGUGUGUGUGUAAUUAUAACACAGUUAGAACAACAAGCACUUUAACUGAACUUUUUAGACUUAGUUUUUCUCCUGGGUACUGUAGUGGACACCAUAGGCCAUCGGUUGUGCUCCCUGAGGUCGUGGUUGAGCACUCCAGCCAAAAACCUCAAGAGAAUCUCCACAGAUCGGCCUCUGCUCUGAUGUUGGUUUAUUUGAAUUGUUUUUAAAGACAGUAUUGUAUCUUAAAUUGUUGUGAUGCAGCUUGGUUAAUGUCCACAUUCUUGCUAAGCGAGCCAGCUAUCAUACAAGCAGCUUCAGUGUGAUACGUGCCAUGUCAGGCCUACAGGAGUGUGCGUUUCAUUCCAUCCAGCAGGUGAUUUUUACAGUUCUGUCCUUUCACAGUUUGAAGAUAUGGUCAUAGGUAACAUAUCUGUAGUUCAUGUAGUUAUGAUGUUACAGCCAUAGUUACAGUGUGUGUGUGUGUGUGUGUGCGUGCGCGUGUGUAUGUGUGCUUGCAGGUGUGUUCAGAUAUGUAUGAGUGAGCAAAGUUGCUCACAUAUGUGGUCUAAAUGGCCUGCGUGAAAUUCACUUUGAAUCAAAUCUAAAAGCAUUAUGCAAAUAUGUAAAAUGUAUGUAUCCAUGCAAUUCUUUAUCAGAAUAAUCCAAAUGCUAUUCUAUUUAUAAACUGUAUGUCUUACCUCCAGGAAAAUAUCUGUGUAUAUUUUCGUAAGCUUUUGUUCGGCACAGUGCUCCUCGCAGGCUAACGUUUGUUCUGGGGUUUGGGACGUCUCAGCUGGCAGUUAGCUACGGACAACUGGUGAUCUCUGUGUAUUUGUUGUGGUGCUGUAACUCCAGUGUUUUUACAUGCUUCCUGUGGUCAAAAAUGUACCGCCGUGGUCUACAGCCAGUGAUAAGAGUAGCUCUGCCCUCAGUGUUGUAGGUCAUUGUUGUGAGCCGGAGAGGUUUGAACCAGAGGUGGAAAGAGAAUUGGCUGCGAAUCGACGGAACUCUGGUUGAAAUAAACUGUCAAAAUGAUGAUUAAAACAUGCCUUUUUAGAAGACCGUGUCAACAUGAAUGAUUCAGUCAUUUUGAUUUCUGAUCAGAUGAUUUGGGUUCAAAAGUACCAGUUAGGUAAAGCUGGGUUAGAUGUGCAUAAUACUUACCAUGUUAUUACCAAAUGACAUGGUCAGUGUUAUAAGAAUAAAAUAAAUUGUGAAAAUAAAGAAAAAAGUAACCUAAUUUAAAUUUUGAAUGUGCGUUUGGUUGACUUGAAACCAAAUAAUGGAAAUGAUACACAUGCUUUGUGAGUUCCAGAAAUGUCGAGAUUUUUCUUUUUAAUUUCACUGAAAGCAUUGUGUAGACUGUGUUAUGGACAGUUGCUCAUAUCACGCUUUCAAUCUGAACCCAGAUGGACUGUAUGAAUUUACAGUAAAUACUCUUCCUCCAUUUGAAAUGCAAAUCUGAAAACUAUUCAAAACAAAGAGUUUAAGGCUGAUUUCCCAAAUAAAAAUGGAAAAUAAAGGUAUAUAGACAUCCUGAGAGGAUCGAUUGACAUUUGGAUCCUGUCAUCAGGUUAAUACAUUUGUUACAUUUUUUUUCUUCUAAUAAAAAAACAGCUGUAGAUGAUCACAAGAGUGCUAAUUCCGUUUCCUCCUCCCUGGUGUCAAACCUGACUGAAUGCCCUGUAAGUUAUAGCUCACUGCUGCCACUGUGGUUGAAAACAAUCUCUGCUUUAUGAAAACAAAAUACACAAUCGUUAAUACCUCAGCCUGGCCUCUGUCUUGCUUCGCUCCUCUGUGUGACAUGGGGCGGCCUCGGCACGCCUGUGAAUCAUUUCCCACCUGUUUCGAAACGCACGCGCGCGAUAGGGGGCUCGCGGCGCUUCCCCUCCCAUCCGACAAGAUCCCAGUUCCGGGUUCUUCUCAGCCGAGAGCUGCCGCUCCUCCUGCUUCAGCCGGGCGUCUGCGACACGGGACCAUGUCUCUUUUAUUGGACAACCAGUUCCAAGAACUUGCCCCCGACAAGUCUGUAAACACGAAGACGUUCCUGGAAAACGUCUCUCACCUCCCUCCCUUCUUCGACUGCUUGGGAUCAAAAGUAUUUUCAGUCAUCAAAUCAGACAUUAAUGGCAAUAUAACGAAAAUAAGAGCAGUUUAUCUGAAGGACCCGGAAAAGUACACCACCUUGCAGAACAUUCUGGAGGCCGAGCGAGAAGCCAACGGGGCAGAAUGGCCCAAAGUUGGAGCCACGUUAGCACUGAUGUGGCUGAAGAGGGGUCUCCGUUUCAUACAGGUGCUGCUACAGAGUUUGGCGGAUGGAGAAAGAGACGAGCAUAACCCCAACCUGAUAAAGGUCAAUGUCACCAAAGCCUAUGAACAAGCGCUGAAGAAGUACCAUGGCUGGAUUGUCCAAAAGGUUUUCAACGCGGCGUUGAUCGCAGCCCCCUACAGAUCAAACUUCCUCAAAGCUCUGUCUAAAGGAGAGGAAGUGAAAGAGGAGGACUGUCUGGCAAACGUACGUCACUUCCUGGUAAAUUACACUGCCACUGUGGACGCCAUCUAUGAGAUGUACACAGAUCUGAACGCAGAGCUGGAUUACACAGUUUGACGUCAUACCAAAACUGGACCAGUGUUGCAGGAAUCAAUCCACUGAGUUGCUGCACCUGUCCAGUUUUUUUAAAAGGUGUUUUUAACUUGACUGAUUCAUUUUUUUCCUCUGUGUGGUAUUUAUUACUUUGAUUAUGCCUUACUAAAUAUUAUAUUUGUACGUCAGAUCUUAAAAUGAUGCUAAUGCCUUAAAUCUAAAGAAAUCAUAUUAAUUAUGUUUUAUUUAACUUCAAAUAAGCGCAGAAUUGUUAAAGUAACAUUCUCCCACUCUUAGCCAGGACGAUGUAUUUGUGGAUGUUGGGGGGACUUUAUGACUUUUAGAGUGGACUUUACCCUCUUAUAUCAUGAAGUAUAAGAUUGUAAAGCUGUUAUCACUGGACGAGAUUCCUGUUGUUUUCUUACAUUUGGACCAUCUCUGCUUCCUGACAGCUGCAGCUAUCUCUGUUGUUUACUUUGCCUAUGGAGUCGUUUACUAUAUAACUACUCUUUUCUUAAAAAAUAACAUAUUUAUCUUGAAUCCACAUUGUGCCUUGGUGCGGCUGAUUGAAGGCAGAAAAUCCUCAAAGCAAAUUUGAGGUUUUUAUGUAUGCAGUUCUUCCUUUGGUGUCCAUUUUUCCCUCAGGUGUGUUUUACUCAUUUGGACUUUAUGUUAGUAGAAAGUUGGGUGAAGUUGUGCUUCAUUUAAAAAAGACAGUUAAUAAUUUCUUAAUGCAUUAAUUAGAGCCAUAUUUUAUAAAUCACGGCUCAAUGGUAAAGUAUGGCUGUAUAGGCUGAAUCAUUUCUGUUCAAAUUCGAGUUUUCCAUGUGAGGCAAAAGAAAUUAAAUUAAAUUCAGUUCCAGGAUCUGACACCAGGUGGCAGCAUGCGAUUUUUUUUUGUCUACAAGUCAAUGGUGCUAUCCUUUCAUGGAAUAUUUCAAACUAUGUGUACUGAUUGUUUGAAUUUACCUAGAAUUUUAUUACAAGUACAGCUUUUGACAUCUUCAAGAGCUUCUUUUAUUUUCUAUUUAAUCUAAUUCUUGUAAAAAAAAAAAAAAAUCCCGUGACGGAUGAGCCAUUCUGGAACAUUUAAGGCUAAUUGCUGUUUUCGUUUUUCUCUAAUUUCUCCAAAGAGAAGUAGAUCAAAGGGAUGUGUGCCUUUCACAUGUAUCUUAGUGCUGCACAUCAGCCAUCCUCCGCCUCUGCCCACUCUCUGGUUAUCUGAAGUGUGUCCCAGAGGCCGCAGCGGCUCUGGUUCCUCUCCCAGAGGAGCCUGAGCUAAUCGUCCCUGAGCAAGAGGAAUAUGUCUGUAAUCCUGCAGGUUUAUCAACAGUCAUGCCUGAUAGGAUAAAAAACACAGCCAGAACAUAAGAGGGGAAAGGCUGCAAGUCAUUUACAACAACACCUCAAUGACAAACCAAGUGACCUUUAACUGGGCCGUAUUUGCUAUCUGAAAUGAGGUCAUCUGUCGGGGUUUCGAUCCUACUCCCAAACGGUGUGCCUAAUGCAUUACUUGCAUCAUUUGCAUAAUUUGUCUUAUAAUAGGCUACUUAAACUGGCUGCGCAUUUUAUGCGAUCCAAGUUAGGUGCUUCUAUAACAUCCAAUUUAGGAGGACAAAUGAGGCAAAAGGAGGAGAGCAGUCAAACACAGCACCGACGAUUAGCGAUUCAGCAGUGGGGUAACGGUCACUCCAAUUCUAAAUAAUGUGAACGCCAUCAUUCUUAAGCAUUUUUCAUAUCAAAAUGUAAUAUCUCAAGGCGGGGGUUGCACACGUUCAUUUGCAUAUGUAUUUUGGAGUAUUGAAAGGCUCCUGCCUCCAGCACAGCCCAUCCAUCCGGUCUAACAUCAUUCAGCGAUAAGAAAAUUAGCACGUUCAGCUUGCAUCGUUUAUAAAGGAACAAGUCCAGUGUGUUCAGCCAAGAAUUGACUGACAUCACAUUACAGAGCUGGAGUACUUCAGUGAAAAUGUGCAUGUAUGUAAAAAUGAUGAAAAUGUGUGUUUGGGGGGAGGGCUUGAGUGUUGAAAUCCAAAGAUUAAAAAAAAGAAAAAGGGGGAAAAGAGUCUCAUCUUUCAACAACUAGCUUAUCAUCCAUGGAAAUAAG